AUGGAGCCCGCCCGGGUCGCCGCGACGCGCGACGGCGCGACGCACACGGAGCACGUGUCCGUGCGGGUCCGCGUGCGGCCCGGCGGCGGCGGCGGCGUCGUCGCCCUCGACGACCGCGUCGCGGCGAUAGGAGACAAGCGCUUCGCCUUCGACCGCGUCCACAACACCACCGCCACCCAGGAGGAAAUCUACGCCGAGGCCGUGGCGCCGCUCGUCGCGGGCGUCCUGGACGGGUACAACGCGGCGGUGCUCGCCUACGGCCAGACGGGCAGCGGCAAGACCUACACCAUGGGCUGCGGCGGCGGCGCGGUCGCGGGCGCCGCGCGGGGCGUCGUGCCGCGCGCCGUCGCGGACCUCUUCGCCGCCGCGGACCGCUCCGGCGGCGCGCUGCGCGUGCGCGCGACCUACGUCGAGAUCUACAACGAGGAGCUCGUCGACCUGCUCGCCCCGGCCACGCCGAGCGCGAAGCUCGCGAUCCGCGAGCUCGGCAGCCGCGGCGUCGUCGUCCAGGGCGCGCGCGACGUCGAGCUCGCGACGGCGGACGCGGCCCUCGAGCUCCUCGCCGCGGGCAACGCGAGCCGCACGACGAAGGCGACGGCGCUGAACGAGACGUCGAGCCGGAGCCACGCGAUCCUCACGCUCGCGGUCGAGCGGCGCAAGGUGCUCCUCGAAGAGCGCGCCGGGUCGCCCGCGGACGUCCGCGCGUCGACGCGGCUCGCCGUCGUGCGCUCGAAGCUCCACCUCUGCGACCUGGCGGGCUCGGAGCGCGCGAAGCGCUCGGGCGCCGAGGGCGCGCGGCUCCGCGAGGGCAUCGCCAUCAACUGCGGCCUGCUGACUCUGGGCAAGGUGAUCUCGGCGCUGAGCGACGCGGACCGGAGCCGGCGGCCCGUGCACGUGCCCUACCGCGAGUCGAAGCUGACGCGCCUCCUCGCCGACUCGUUAGGGGGCACGGCGCGCACGGUCAUGCUCGCCUGCGUGUCGCCGGACGGCGACGACGCGCCAGAGUCCGCGAACACGCUCGGCUACGCCGCGCGCGCGCGCAACAUCAAG
This is a messenger RNA of Aureococcus anophagefferens, 1050 nucleotides long. RefSeq lists its product as hypothetical. Gene Ontology annotation, molecular function: microtubule motor activity; ATP binding; microtubule binding. The annotation marks the transcript as partial. Gene Ontology annotation, biological process: mitotic spindle organization; microtubule-based movement. NCBI's taxonomy places the organism in Eukaryota, Pelagophyceae, Pelagomonadales, Pelagomonadaceae. The transcript has a single exon. The record is from RefSeq and is a predicted model, not a curated record.